CCCCAUAUUCACUUCACCUAGCUCCCACGACAGUAAGACCUUCGUCCUUGCUUCUUCUCGGUGAACAUGGCAGCGACCACCACAGAGCAGUCGUCCUCAUCGUCAUCGGCCGAGCUGCCACCGCUUCCCUCGUCAUCACGAACGGCCGAGGUACAAUGUCCCGUGCCUCACGCCUCAUCGCAGCCACUUCCGCCCGGUCACCCCCCGGUCCCUUCCCACCCAGAGUCCAGUCUGCGGCCACCGACAGGUGAUCGCUGCAUCUUCUUCCGUACAGAAGAGGAAAGUAGGCCCUCGACGCCCGAAUCUUCAUCACGUCAAUCGAGUGUGGGCAAGGCUGCCGAGCUCAGGGCUGCGAAUGUCAACCCACUGAAGGAGGGUGAGGGCAAGAUUCUUGAUCCCGAAAGGACACUAGUGCUAGCUAGUAGAAAUAGUCAGCUCGCACUGGUCCAAAGCUCCCUGGUCAGCAGGAUGCUUGAUGCUCACUUCGGUGUCGAUUCGCCUGCUUUUACCCAAGCGGAGGUACAGUCGAUAUCGGCAGACCCGGGCAUCUCAGAUCCUUCCUCUUCUGCAUCGUCGCUCUUACCCACUGCCCCUGGGACCUUGUCACCAUCGACUCGCAGCGCUUUGAAAUCGAGGGCUUCGUCACUGGGAAUCACCUCGCCCAUGUCCUUUCCCAUCACUUCAAUGUCUACUGCAGGCGACCACAAUUUGCGAUCGCCCCUGUACGUCAUCGGAGGAGAAGGCCGCGCCAUCUGGACGAAAGAGCUCGAAGUUGCUCUAGCAGCAGGUGCUGUUGACGCUAUUGUCCACUCGCUCAAAGAUCUGCCUACUACUCUGCCGGAGGGAUUUAUGCUAGGAGCUGUCAUAGAGCGAGAAGAUCCCCGGGAUGCCCUGGUCAUGAAGAAUGGGUUGCCAUAUAUGACCCUGGAUGAGCUGCCCGCUGGGAGUGUCAUUGGUACGAGUAGCAUCAGAAGGGUGGCGCAGUUGAGAAGAAAGUAUCCCGGUCUGGUUUUCAGUGACGUGAGGGGUAAUCUCAAUACACGUCUCUCCAAACUCGACUCGCCCACGGGACCCUAUACAGCUCUCGUGCUAGCAGCAGCCGGUUUGAUCCGCAUCAAUCUCGCUCAUCGUAUAACCGCCUUCCUUUCUUCACCUGUCCUCCUCUACUCGGUGGGCCAAGGCUCCCUGGGCGUUGAAGUCCGUACUCCCCCACCUGGAGCAACACCCGAGACCAACCGAGACGCCCGCAUACUAGAAGUCGUCCGGUCCAUCGGCGACUGGAGGUCGACUGCUCGAGCUGAGGCGGAGCGAGGACUUCUUAGGGAGCUCGAGGGAGGAUGCUCGAUCCCAGUCGGAGUGGAGAGCAGUUUCGAAGACCAUGAAGAGAUCGAAGGGAAGCGGAUCGAGAGUGUGGUUCCUCUUGCAGCAGGUGCAGACCUUGGCGACAGCGGGAAGGAAGGCCACAGCAUCACAAAGGCUGCAGUUGAAUCUACUGGGAGCGCCGUCAGCAAUGGACCCUCGGGCGGCGAUCUGUCAGGCGAAGGCCUUGGAUUCAAGGCUACUGCGCUGCGCAAUCCGUCUAUCUCGAAGGAAGUCGCCUCUUCGGCCGCGGCAGCGGACGCAUCCGCCCCAAGUGGAGCCGGAGCUCGUCCAAGCAUGGAACGCUAUGCGACAGGUGCGAGUGAGAAGCCUCGCCAUGCAUCCACAAGCACAAACGGGACCGGCACAGGCAAUCUUGAACAAUUGGCGACUGGAUAUAACACGCCCAGUCUAACCGACUCCUACUUCCCCGCUCUAGAUCCAGAUUCGAUCCUCGCCCUUCUCAAGCCUCCUUCUUCUUACCACAAAUCCACCUCUGCGCCUCCUGCUAAGCCACUGGAGCUGAGCCUUACGGCCAUUGUCGUCUCCCUCGACGGGGCCCGCUCCUCUUCAUCUUCUCUCACCAGACCAAUUCAGACUCUCGAGCAGGCGCGCGAGCUGGGCGUCACAGUCGCACGGGAGCUCCGCGAUGAGCGUGGAGCGAGGGAGAUCCUGCGGGAGGUGGAGGUACAUCGACAGCGUGCGGAAGCGGCUGACGAAGAACGCAGACGAGCGCGCAAGAGAAAGGUAGAAGAGGAGAAUGCAAGGGCAAAGGCUGCUUAUGAGGCUUCUCACCAGAAGGGACAGGAUGAACACGAGGGCGCUGUGUUCGCUGCUGAUCCCCAAGACGCGGCAGCCGGGGUGGGCGCGGAUGGAACAGCCCAGCAGACUUCUAGGCGCAAGCUUGAGGAAGUGCUAGGGGCUGUCACUCGUCAGCGGGAUGAGCAGCAGGCCAAAGAUGCAAAGGGCCUGUACCCGCAGGAGGGUGGGGAGAUGGACAGACGCGGUGUACCUCGAGAAGAUGGACAGGAGAAGGUGUGGGAGGUUUGAGGAUGCAUAGACUUGUACCUUAUCACGUGUGGAUAUAGCCAGAGCUGUCAUCAUCGGGUCGAAGGAACCCUGACAGCGCACUAUUUCUCACUCCUCAGAUAAUUUGAUGAAGUGCACAGAU
Microstroma glucosiphilum is the source of this 2530-nucleotide messenger RNA. RefSeq lists its product as hypothetical. Gene Ontology annotation, cellular component: cytoplasm. Gene Ontology annotation, molecular function: hydroxymethylbilane synthase activity. Bases 67 to 2409 code for a protein of 780 amino acids. The record is from RefSeq and is a predicted model, not a curated record. The transcript has 2 exons. Gene Ontology annotation, biological process: heme biosynthetic process. Lineage: Eukaryota; Fungi; Basidiomycota; Exobasidiomycetes; Microstromatales; Microstromataceae.